Ectocarpus siliculosus is the source of this 1845-nucleotide messenger RNA. NCBI's taxonomy places the organism in Eukaryota, Phaeophyceae, Ectocarpales, Ectocarpaceae. The record is from the annotation of a GenBank genome assembly.
AUGCUCCAACCCAAUAGCCAGGGCCAUGGGAGCUACUUCGAGGCGUUCAAGCGUCGAAGCAAUGUGACCCUCGACGCUGCGCAGAGAGACAAAAUGCUCACCGAUCGAGGUGCUUAUCUCAACUUUCUCGAGAUUCAGCUUGAGAGAGUGUCGGCGGCAUGCAUCACGAGCCAACACUUCGGUUGUAGAAUCGACGCUGCCACUGCCAAGGCCACCGCCGCGGAAGACAAGGUAAUGAGCGCCACCAAGCUUGUCCGCCUGGCGCAGACGUACAGCGAAGAGCAGGGAAGGGAGCAAGGGAGGAUCAAUGACGUCAUGGAAAUACGGCUCGAGAGCCUGGAGCAACAGAUCGACGCCGUAAGCGCCGCCGUCGACGACGCUGCUAUGGCACAAUCCUACAAUUUAGAUGUCGGUACCUGUAUGGGUGAUGAUGGUAUUCCCUCCGCCAGACACCCCCCCGUCUAUCCGCCGGAUCUUCAUGAAAUCAACACGGCCGGUCUCUCAGAGUGGAUGACAGGAGUAGAUAAGCAACUAGAAGAUCUGCGGAAUCUCGUCUCCGCCCAGAUUACAACAGGCAGUGGCAGCGGCAGCGGCGGAGGAGGGGGCGACGGUGGGUCGAAGGCUACUACAGCAGUUGGUAACUCGCCGCAGUCGGAGAAUGACGCGGCGGAGGCAACAGCAGUCCCAGAGACCAAAACGGAAGCGGUAGCGACCGCAAGGGAUGAGUGCGCUAGGAUCGAAGAACGUGUGCGUCGCCUUGAAGAGGCUAUAGGAGAGACGAGCGCGGGCGCGGGACACAGCGGCGGAGACUCCUCGCUGCUGUCGCCGGCUACAACAGUAGUCGACCAACGCGACCGCGGCCGUCGUCUAGAGCGCUGCGCCGAGCUUGCCCGCGAAGGGCUUACCCGCAGUCGCAGUGCAAGCCGCAGUCCGGUCCGUCGCAGCCCGUCCGCACCACCACCGUCGACGGAGAUCGCGGCGGCGCCUCUUGCCAGCGAUGCUGGCACUCUAACCGUGGAAGCCGACAACGAUGCCUUGCUGGGAGCUGUGGAAGACGGUACGGCUGUUGCGCGGAGGGCCAGCGAGGUGGCGGAAGAGGCACUCAAAGCUGGGAGAGAGGCGAUCGAGCGGUCCGAGAGGACUGAGAGCCUGGCGAAGACCAUCGCCGUGAGAUCGUUCAAGCUCGCAAAGGAGCGGCACAAGGAAGUCACCACUGUCCUCGAUCGUUUGGGUGAAGAUAUUCGCAGAAAGGGUGACGGCACCGUUCGUCGCCGUCCGAGGUCGGCGGGGGAAUCUCGGGGAGACGGCGUCGACUCCGCGAGACCGGCAGGCACGAGCGGGACGACGCUGUCCGCUGGUGCGGCUGGGGGCCGCCGAGGACGCUGCAGGCGCGCCGUUUCCGCCACCCCGAAAGAGCGUCAUCGUUCGGCGAAGGCGCGUAGGGGGGACGCUCGCGGGUUCGGCCGGCAAGCGCUGCACGAUGUCGAGGGGGCUACGGAGCAGCUAGCUGCUGCCCAAGACCCCGGCGGCGGUGACACCGGCACCCAUCGCUCCGUGCGCGAGAUACGGGAAAUCCUUGAGAACUCCGCGUUCGCAGACAGCGACAACGGGAGGAGAAUAGCUCUGGGCGCCGCUCGCACGGCGCUCGAGUCGAUCCUGAGGGAGGCCUCCCCGGGACGGCCGCCGGACUGUGGGACGGGGCGGCGGCCGCGCGCGGCGCAGGCAAGGCCGAGGGCUGUCCUCGCUGGUGGGGACGGAGGAAACGAAGGUCGGAGAGCCGAUGAGCUGCGAGAAGCGAUACGGGGGGCCGUGACCAUCCUCUCUGGUAUCGGCGGUGGCGGGUAA